AUGAAAAAUGAUCAUAUGAAAAAUCAUUCCUCUCACCAGUAAUAAAACACUAUUAAUACCCACCAAACUUCAUAGCCAAAUUAAUAACCUUUAUCCCCUCAUUCAAGUGGACCUAACCCAAAUACUACUCGUCUCCUUGAUAAACUAAAGCAAGAGUUAUCAUAGUGUAGGUAUAGAGGCAGUUUAGAUCCUGAAAAAGUCUUUAAAGGUCAUCCAAGCGUGUUUCUUCCUAUCAUUAAUUUCUUCUUAGUAACAUUUUCAAAGCCAGUUGCUUAAUAUAUCUAUGAGAAGGGUUAUGAAUUUUCAACUUAGAAUGAUUUUCAUUUCCUCACAAGUAUCUAUGAAAUCUUGAAUUAACUUUUCACCUACAAACCCCCUUUUACAAUCGACUAGUUCUUCGCUUAUGGAAACUGUGAGAGAAAACUUUAAUUUAUCCUGGAAAUCAUAUCACUUGUAAAAUCAAAGAAUGCAAUUCUAAACAAAAGAAGCAGCAGCUAGAAACCUAAGUCUGUGACUUUUAAAGAAGAGGAAGAAGCUGAAAAUUAAAAAAAUGCACAAAGGGAUAAAUAAAAUUAUCAAUCACAGCAACAAUAAUAGCAACAUUAGCAUAAUGGAACUCAAAACAAUAGCAAGUUGGAUAUUUACUCUACUAUUAAUCCUAAUACGAGGGGUAGCUACUAAAAAAAUGAGCUUUUUUAACAAGCCUAACCUCAGUUGUAGAAUCAGCAAAUUCAAAAUAGAGAGAGGUAAUCCUCUGGUUAGAGACCAAGAACAACUUAGCAUAAUUCAAAUAAUAUCGCUACCUCUUAAUCAUAAUAUUCGGAGCCUUCAGAAGAUAAGCACCAAAACGAGGCAGUCAUGAAAAGCCCUAAAUUUCAUGACUAAAGACCAUAAACAACUAGUUAUUAAUCUAGAUCAAGAUAAUAAUAGCCAUUGAGUACUCAAUAAAAUAUUAGUUAGCCAGGAAGCCAGUCUUCAUCUAUAAUGAUGAAACAUUUUACCGGUAAACCUCCAGUUAUAAGCAAAGCAUUAGGACAAAAUUAAACUUCAUCCGUAUCUUAGAAUCUCCAGUCAUCAAUUGUAGUCGUAAACAGUAAUAGUAUCCCUUCCUCAAGAGUUCAAAACCAGUAAAGAGAUUCAGCUGCUACAAAUGUUAGUACAUAUAGCAAGGGACCAAAUUAAUUAGGCUCACCAUCAGGAGGCUAAUAAAAGCAUAAAAAUUACACAAACCAUAUUGAGCCUGACCUCUAAACUAAAGUAUCUAGUCAGUAACUUAAAAAUAGAUUAGAUAAUUCGAACUUGAAGUCUAGAAAAUCUUCAACUAAUUAUCAGAAUGAAGAAAGUGGCGAGUAAAGUCAAAGAUCAUCAACUGACAGCCAUAACAAUUCAAAAAUUUUCUAAAAAUACAAUGAAAGACCCUCUAAUUUGAAUCAGUAGUAGUAGCAACAACAAUAGCAAACAAAGGUCUAUGAUUAAAUUCCUUAAUAGAACACCUAUAGAUAAGGUUCAAGUCCAAAUAAAGGUCUCUAAUCUUCACUUUUAGAUUCCUAAACCUCAUAAAUGGAGAAGCUCUCAAAGUAAAACUCAGAUUUAGCUGCUUUAAUUAGCGGACUUCAUGAGUAUAAAGAAAGAAUGCAUCGAAAGGAGUCAGGAAUGCGCUCAAAUUCUAAGAAAAGAGGAACUUCAGGAGGCAGAGCUGAUAAAGAAAACGAUUAGCACCCACCUAUAUCCCCAUCUCAUCAUGCAAGCAAUAAUUUAAAUAACUAUCAUCAGUAUUAAUAACUCUCGAGUAAUGUUGUUGGCUAUCAACAAUCUAGGCAAACAGCUAACUUCGGUGUAGCCUAAACUAAUCUGAUAAAUUAAAUGAUGGCUGACCAGCAAGUUAAAUUUGAAAAGUAACCAGGCUAGCAUAGCAAUAGAAACAAUGCUAAAAAUAGCAUCACCUUAUGCCAAUUAAAUGGAGGCUAAGAAUAUGAACAAUUAAAGACUUCAAUAGACACAACUAAAAAUGGAGGAGAGGUGAUCAAGCAAAAUAUUAAUCACACAGACGAGUAUAUAUAGAAGAUUGCUAAGAGCUUCGAACAGACCAAGUCCCUACUCAAUAAUAUAUAGAACUGA
Molecule: messenger RNA, 2118 nt
Organism: Stylonychia lemnae
Lineage: Eukaryota; Ciliophora; Spirotrichea; Sporadotrichida; Oxytrichidae
Source: the annotation of a GenBank genome assembly